This is a messenger RNA of Olea europaea var. sylvestris, 1458 nucleotides long. RefSeq names its product diacylglycerol O-acyltransferase 3, cytosolic. The record is from RefSeq and is a predicted model, not a curated record. Lineage: Eukaryota; Viridiplantae; Streptophyta; Magnoliopsida; Lamiales; Oleaceae. The transcript has 2 exons. The coding region runs from base 153 to 1316 and encodes 387 amino acids.
UUGAUCCUUGUACUCCAGAAUAACUUCUUGCUCCAAAUUUAAAGCAAAUCCAACUCAUAGGAAGGAAACUUUAAUACUUGGCAACUCAUAUAAAGCGAACUAUCCAUAUAAAGAGCAGAGAAAUUAAGCAGAAGUUAGAGAAAUAAGCAAUAAUGGAGGUUUCAAAAUUGGUAUUGGGUCAAUCUUGUGGUUUUUCUGGUGCUGGAAUGGAUGUUCAUGCCCGAAGAUUUCAUUACUCUGCUUCAUCUUCCUCUUUGUCAAUUUCGGGUCCUGUAAAAUCUGGGCAUUCCUUAAGACCUGGAAAGAUUUGUAGGUUUUCUGAUACGGGUCACUUGGAAUAUUACAAUUACAGGAGUAAUACUUCGGGGAUUAUAAGGUGUGGACAGAAGGAAAAUAUUAAGGAAAAAGAGACAAAGAAGAUUAAGAACAAGUUGAAAUUGCUCAAGGGGUUGUCGAAGGAUUUAUCAACGUUUUCUAACAUGGGUUUUCAAUUUAACUCCGAUGAAGUUAAAGGCAACUCGAUUACGGAGGCUGCCGAGUUACUGAUGGAACAAUUAGAGAAACUAAGGGCAGAGGAGAAGAAAUUAAAUAAGAAAAUGAAAGAUGAAAAGGCUAAACUAAAAGCUGCACGGAUGCAGAACCUGCUCGAAUGUGAAAUGUCUUCAAGUUCUUCUUCCGAAAGUGAUAGUGAAUGCGGUGAGGUGGUUGGCAUGAACCGCCUUAACCGCCCACAGGCAAUCCCGGUUACUUUGCCACGAGUGGACGAGGAAGUAGCAUCACCAUCUCCUAGCUUGUCCACCCGAGAGGGGACUACUACUGAGUUACAAACGAGCAUUUUGGAGUCAGUGCCAGUCAUCACAGAGGAUAAUACUGACGUUGGGAGGGGCGUUGAAUCUUGUGGAUCAGUUCAAGAAUGCAGUUCUAGAACAGAUAGCUUAUGUAGAGACGCGAAUAAUGUUAGUUCCAGCCAUGGAAAUACCAUGGUUAAAGUAGCUUCUGCUAAGAAAAUCGAGGUAUGUAUGGGUGGAAAAUGCAAGAAAACAGGGGCUGCAGCAUUGUUAGAGAAAUUUCAGAGGACAGUCGGGAUUGAAUUUGGAGUUUCGGGAUGCAAAUGCAUGGGCAAGUGCAGGAGUGGCCCUAAUGUUCGGGUUCAAAAUAACUUGGAAGGCGUUCAAGCUGGUGGUGUUGAUGUUUCUGUUAGGAGUCCGAGCAAUCCUCUGUUCAUCGGUGUUGGUCUAGAGGAUGUUGAUUUAAUCGUCGCAAAUUUGUUGGGCGAGUACCAGCCCAAUAAAUUUGGGGCAGCUGCAUCAUCUUAAUCUCGAUAAUUUGAAAAUAAAAAAUAAAGAAAUAUGUAUGCAAUUAUGUUCGCAUUCGUUGUCAAGAUUUUUGAUCAGUACAUGUAAAUGGUAAAUCUUGAAUAGUAUGCAAAAAAUUAUUGUUCAGUAGUAAUUAUUUUUA